UUCCUGGUUCCUGCGCAAAGAACGAUCCUCUCUUUCUCUCUCUCUCUCCCCCCCGCCCCUAGUUCAAGGUUUCUGGAAACACAAACGUUUCCCGCCGCACCAGUCGUUUCUCUUACCGAUGCCCGCAAGCGCCUCGCGUGGGCCUGCCCAGUGAGAAGCUUUCGGAGAUACUACCGUCGGCCUUGAGAAACAACUUUAAGCCUUGCCCAGCGCUUGGCGAGGCGAGGGAUCUUCAGGGGCACGGCCGCCACGGGAGAGAGCCGCCAGAUUCAGGAACAAGCCGCAGAUGCUGAGAGGAGAGGAGAGGAGAGGAGAGGAGAAGAGGGGUCUGUUUCCUUGAGUAGUUAAUUCGUCGGAGGCUUGGCUGCCGGCUCGACUGCCCACUUGAUGGCGAUAACCGCCAAGGACUUUCCCCAACUCUCUCGUCCCUCAUCCCUAUUUCCCAUUCCCCUCGUCCCUCUCCUUUCUGCCCAUAGGGAAACGGGAACAAGCUUUCUGGACUGAAGCAGUCGGGUCGGGAUCGUUUGCCGAUGGCCAACGUGCCUUGCCUCCAGCCCAUCGAACCAGUCAGUGCGUCCCAUCCAGGCACAACCAUCAUCGUUUCAACUGCCCGUGAACCAAACGCCGUGACGACAAGCCCCCCGACCCUCCUGAAUCGCGGGGGUUGGACGGUUCAGCCCGUUGCUAAAUAAGUCAGUCCCCGUUGCUUUGCUUUGUUUUGUUUUUUUAACCUCCCCCCCCUCCCUUUUCACGCCGUGUCAUGUAACUCAACUCGUAGAGAAACACCAGACAAAACCUGUUGUCGUCGUCCAUCCAUCGUGUGUCCCUCCACCAAAAGCUCCUCCUCAUCAUGCCAUGCAGACAAUGAUGACAGACGAGCUCGUCGCCGCGUCGCCUCCCCCGCCGGGCGUGGAGUCCAACUUCAACAACCCGACCGAGUCCCUGGUGCCCCAGGUCCUCGUCGUCUCUAUCGUGCUCAACCUGCUCGCCAUCCUCUUCUGUGCCGUCCGCCUGUACACGGCCAAGGUCAUCAUCCGCCGCCACCAGCUCGACGACACCCUCAUCUUCGUCGGCCUCGUCUUCGCGACUGCCUACUCUGUGGUCCAGGUCUAUGAGACCCGAAAGGGUGCUGGGCACCACAUCUGGGAUGUCAGCCGCGCCGACACCGUCGCCUUCCACAAGCUGAGUAUGGUCGACCUCGCCUUCUACAGCCUGUCCAUCCUCUUCACAAAGGCCUCCAUCCUCGUCUUCUACCUGCGCUUCCCGCUGAAGCCGUCCGUGAGGCUUGUCGUCUACAUCGUCAUGUUCGCCACCGUCGCCUACUCGGCCGCCGGCGCCCUCGGUUGGGCCUACCUCUGCGCGCCCAUGGCCAAGAUCUGGGACCCGGAUACGCCGGGCACCUGUGUUGACCGCUCCGCCUGGUGGCUGAUGCUCUCCGUCUCCAACGUCGCUACCGACCUCGCCAUCCUGUUACUUCCAAUAUGGAUUCUGUCGCCUCUGUCGCUCAGACUGGUCAAGAAGAUCGAGAUGACCAUCUUCCUCAUGGCCGGUGGAUUUGUUCUUGGGCCGAGCAUCGUGCGUAUGGUCAUGAUCCCCCUCGGCUUCAACAAUUCGGAUUUUACCUGGACCGCCUCCAUCAGUAUCAUCUGGUGCGUAGUAGAGGCCAACGUCGGCAUCAUUUGCACCUGUCUCCCCUUCCUCAAGGCCUUCCUGAAGCACGUGUCGCCCAACAUCGCCAGGCGCUUCUCCGUGCCGGACGAGCCCAAGUCGCCCACCGUCUUCGACCGUGCCGCGGCGCUGCAAAGCCUCCCGCCAAAGCCCAAGUCCGCCUGCCGCAAGAGCCUCGGGCGGCCGACCGUGGACGACGUGCCGGACGCCGAGAUGCAGGCGGUCAAGCGGAACUGGCCGCUGAAGAACGACGAGCCGUUCGACCACGUCGAUUACCGCAGCAUCCGAGUGUCACACGACCAGAGGUCGCCGCUUGCCGUAAAGCCUGUCGAGUUCGCGGAAAUGGUGUGAG
This is a messenger RNA of Colletotrichum destructivum, 2020 nucleotides long. RefSeq lists its product as uncharacterized. The record is from RefSeq and is a predicted model, not a curated record. The coding region runs from base 856 to 2019 and encodes 387 amino acids. Lineage: Eukaryota; Fungi; Ascomycota; Sordariomycetes; Glomerellales; Glomerellaceae. The transcript has 3 exons.